Messenger RNA from Paramuricea clavata, 1809 nucleotides. The record is from the annotation of a GenBank genome assembly. NCBI's taxonomy places the organism in Eukaryota, Metazoa, Cnidaria, Anthozoa, Malacalcyonacea, Plexauridae.
AUGUUUUUUGGAUUUUUAAGAAAGGAAAUUAUAAGCAAGCUUAGUGUUAAUCAGGUUUCUGAUAAUACUGAAAAUGAAGCUCCCAAUACCGACGAAAGUGAACCAUCUAGCCCUGAUAAAGUCACGAUAAACAUUGCACAAAGGUCUGGACGGUUGGUUAGUUGGCUGGGAAUUCUAUCUGUGGGGGAAGACCCUCCAUGUGAUGAUGGAACAAAUAGAACCUUGUGGUCGUAUGGCUCAGGCGAAAAUGUUGUGCCUCUUCGACCAGGUUACGAUGCUCGACUUAAUAUAAAUUCGGAAGGAACGUCAUUUGAGAUUUCAUGUAAGGUUGUUAGUUCUCGUUCUCAUAAUUUUGGUCCUAUAUUUCAGUGUGCGGUUAUUUCUGGUGAGGACAACCUAUACACUACCCAAGAAGUUAAACCAACUACUGCUGUGAGGAAUGUGUUUGAUUUUUUAGAGAUCAAAGAAUAUAAGAAAAAGAUUUCUGGUUAUGAAUUUUUUGGCUUCCAGAGACCAGAUGUCAUUAAACAACUCCAAGCGUUAGCCAAAGUUUGUAGGAAACGACAAUUGUAUGACGAUCUUGCAGAAUCUACUACAACUAAUGACACCAGAGUUAUAAAGAGAAAAAUUGUAUCACAAUAUCCUCUGCUUGAUAAGGUUGCAAACACAAAGACUCGGAAUGCUGGACCAACCAAUGCUUUGAAACCUCAAGCAAGGAAAGAACGAAACACCCUAGUACACGAGAUGGUGAAGUUUACAUCCUCUAAUGAUGUACAAAGUUACAUUGUGUACCUGUGCCAAAAUGAUCCUGGCUUAGUUACAAGUGCUAUCGAAGAGAGUGGGUCAUACCUGGAUGAACUUGUUUCUGAAUUAGAGAUUGCUAGACCAAGGUAUAUAAGUUUACAUAAUUCAGCUGAGUUUUUAGUUGGAAAAACCCGCUUGUCCCAAAGAGAAUAUAUUGCAGCCAGUAAGACUUUUAAGAAAGCAAAUGUUUACCUGUCUCCAUAUGCUGCUGUUGCCAAAUAUAUAUCGGAACUGGAAGUUGGGGUAAUCAAUUUACACAAACAUUGUGUCAAUUUUGAGUACGAGGGGCUUGAUUGUAUCUGUUCUGGUGCUGAAUUUCAAGAUACACUUCAGAGAGUAAUUUCCACUGAGGUGCUGUUUCAGAAAUUUGAAUUCCCAACUCAGGAACAGCAAACCAAGCUGUUUGCACAUCUAAAAAGGGAAGACCCACAACUCUAUGGCAAAUUGGAUCCAUGUAAGCGUACCUUAUUCCUUAGAGAAACAGGCGACAAUUUUAGAGCUGGUGCUCAUCAACCAACCGAACAAAUGUCAUUUAGCAUUCUAAACUUGACUAAGCUAAUAAACUCUCCUUAUGGUCAAUUUCUGAUUUCUAUUUGGAGGGGUCCUGAGACUAGGAACUACAUUCAAGCUCAUGUAAAGGGCCAUUACGAUGAUGUGAGGUCAGCUGUACAUAAUGGACUAGCCUUAACAUUGGCUGAUGACACCAUGGAGACAUUUAACAUCAUUGCAUUUCUUGUAACUGAUCUUGGUCAUCUGAAGGAAUCUCUUGGUAAAUGCCUUUGUACGUCAAUGUUUGGCUGCUACUGGUGCAAGAAGAAUAUGCUGGAUUGGGACAACAAGAAACCAACAACGUCGCCACUUCAGAAGAUCUCUGAUAUGGUAGAAAUGGGGAAAGAAGCUGAACGUGUGCUUGGAAAAUGCCCUGACAAGUCAUCUGCAGCAUAUACAAAGUUUCAGCAGACCCAUUUUGGUCAGACCGUAAGUACUGUAAAUGUUAACAUUUGA